This is a messenger RNA of Lepidothrix coronata (blue-crowned manakin), 3474 nucleotides long. RefSeq names its product chromobox 8 (gene CBX8). The transcript has 5 exons. Lineage: Eukaryota; Metazoa; Chordata; Aves; Passeriformes; Pipridae. The record is from RefSeq and is a predicted model, not a curated record. The coding region runs from base 50 to 1120 and encodes 356 amino acids.
GUCUGGGCUGCGCCGGGGCCGCCCCUGCGCUGCGAGCGGCCGCGUAAACAUGGAGCUCUCGGCCGUCGGGGAGCGCGUCUUCGCGGCCGAGGCCCUGCUCAAGCGCCGCAUCCGCAAAGGCCGCAUGGAAUAUCUGGUCAAAUGGAAGGGCUGGUCGCAGAAGUACAGCACUUGGGAACCCGAGGAAAACAUCCUGGAUGCCCGGCUGCUCGCAGCCUUCGAGGAGAGGGAGCGAGAAAUGGAACUUUACGGGCCCAAAAAGCGAGGCCCCAAGCCCAAAACCUUCCUGCUAAAGGCCCAGGCAAAAGCCAAAGCCAAAACCUAUGAAUUCCGCAGUGACUCUUCCAGGGGGAUCCGGGUGCCAUAUCCCGGCAGGUCCCCCCAGGAGCUGGGCUCCACGUCCCGGGCUAGGGAAGGACUGAGAAACAUAGCCCUGGCCCCCCAGGGCAGUUCCAGCACCAGCACCCCCAAGGGAGACAGCAUCCGGGACCGGGUGAUCCGUGUGGAGGAGAAACCCGGGGAGACCCCCAAAAAGAGAGGCCCGAAGCCCAGGAAGGAGCUUUACAAGGACCUGGCGGAGACUCUGGAUGCCUCCAAGAGGAAACUGGGGGACCCGGGGGACAAGGUGGGGGACUACCUGAAGGCCAGGAAGAUGGAGGAGGCUGCGACGGGGGCGGCCAAGUUUGGCUCGGGACACAGCGUGAUCCAGCUGGCCCGGCGGCAGGAGCCCGACCUGCCCGGCGCCCUGCCCGGCCCCAACCGCGCCGAGGCGGGCGCCGAGACCUUCCCCCCGCGCCUGGCCAAGCACCGCGCGGACUUUCUGGACCCCAAGGGGCAGGGGGGGCUGGACCCCGGCGGGCCCAAGCUCCUGCACGGCGCGGUGAACCCGGGCAGCGUGGGCAGCCUGUACCGCGAUGGCGUGGGGGGCCCGGCGGGGCGACCCUCCCUCAUCGCCAGGAUCCCCGUCUCCAGGAUCCUGGGGGACCCCGAGGAGGAGUCCUGGAGCCCCUCUCUCAACAACCUGGAGAAGGUGGUGGUAACUGAUGUGACCUCUAACUUUUUGACCGUCACCAUCAAGGAGAGCAGCACGGACCAAGGAUUCUUUAAGGAGAAGCGAUGAGUUUGGUGGAGGUGGUGCUGGGGUUUUCUUCAGUCAGAUCCAGACAAAAGCUUGGUUAGAGCUUGGUGGGCCUCUCUUCUUUUUUUUUUUUUUUUUUUUUUUUUUCUUUUAAAAUUUUUUUCUUUUUUUUUUUUUUUUUUUUUUUUUUUUUUUUUCCUUUAAAAUUUUUUUCUUUUUUUUUUUUCUUUUGUUUUUGGUCCUGGAGAGAAUUUAGAAACUGUCCUAAAUUCAUUAACUCAUUCUUUUGUUUUUGUUUGGUUUUUUUUUUUCACGUCUUACAUUUCGUUGGAAAGAUUAUCUCUAGAGUUAUAUUUUCUAUUAGAUGUAAAUAUGUUAUUUAAGAAAAAAUGCUUAUAUAUAUAUCUAUAUAUAUAUAUUUCAACUCUGAGUUGUUUUAUUUAAAUGGAGACAACAGUGACUGCUCAGUUGCUCCUAGAAGGGACAAUAAAACUGAGAACUAACGAGUUCACGCAUCUGCCGCAGGAGCCGGUGUACAUAACGGUGUUCAUAGCUAAGUAUGUGCUGGGUUUUUUUAACUAUUAUUUUUCAUAUGAUGCUAUGGAUGGUGGAGGGGGACGUGUUGCUCCCUCGGAGGGCGAAGUGCCCGGAUUUCUUGAUUGUGAUUUAAGGUGUUGCUUGUACAAUCAAGUGUGCUGUGUCCAGAACUGUUGCCCUUGACAGUUGACGUGAGCACUUGAAUUCACAGUGUUGUUGGGGAUGGGGCGUUUCCAGUCUAACAAAAAAAGUAAUGUCGCUACAAAGUCGGGGCGGGGAAAAGCAGAAAUCCAUAAAAAGGCUAAAAGUAUUGGAGUAUUAACUUGAAUUCCCUUUUCUUGCAGAGGAGAGGAGGUCUGUGUGUGUAAGGUUCCUGAGGGGUGAUACUGAAAUGCACUUUAAUAGAGUUGUCGUAGCAGCUGUGGGAGAUGGGACUGAGCUGAGAAUCUGUUUUCAUUUUGUCUGGUCGCUUGAUUCUGUUCCCCCACCCACUAAAAACAAAAAAACCCCAACAAAACCCCCCUCUGUUUACAUUCUUGAAAUGCCAGAGAGGUUGGGGAGGGAGCAUCUCACUGCCCAUAUUUAGUUACUUUAUUCUGCUAUAGAAAGUGGAUUAUUAUUAUUUUUAUUCUCAAUCACAGUUUACUUCAGACUGUUGGAAGACUCCCGAUAAAGUGUUUUGUAAUACCCACAUCCCUGACAAAUCCCAGAGCCACCUUUAUGCAGUCAGAGACAAUAAAUAUUUCCCUUUCCUUACGCUGGUUAAACAAUAGCCAAGAGGCAAAAUAUUCCCGUGUGGAGCAGCCCCGCCGGCUUGGAUGGAUUUUUUGCCGGAUUUGCCUGUGGGAUUCCUCCCAGAACUGGGAUUCUUCCCCGGCUGGGGCAGGGAGGGUCUCAUGGCCCUGGAGGAGGUGCAGCAGUUUCCCUGCUGGUGGGGGUUGCUCCCCCAGCUCAGCCACAGCGUGGCACAGAGGGGAGAGUGGGACCGUGCCCGGGUUGUGGUUUGGCUGAGAUGGAGCAGGUGGCCCUGUCCCGACACCUUGCUCUGGGCAUCACUCAGAUGGGAAGCACAAACCUGGCAGUGCCUGAGGGCUGAACUGGGCCAGGUUCCCCUUGUCCCUGGGCUCCUGAAGGCUCCUGACUCAGGGGGCUCAUAGGGAGUGACCACCAGGGAGCCUGAGAGUGGGGAAGGGGCUGGGCAAGGGGCACCCCUUCACUGUGGGGCCCAUCGGCAGCUCCACCUUGUCCAGUCCCCUUCCCCAUCCUUUCGGGACCCAUGAGCUGCCUGGUAGGAGGAUGCUGGAUUGGCUGUGCAAAGGGAGCCAUGGUGUCUGAGAAUUCAGUUUGCUUUUCCUUUUUAUUUUUUAUUUUUUUUUGGAGGCAUAUUUUUGUAAAAUUGAGAUUUUUAACUUGGUUUGUACGAGGAAGCGAGGUGCUGGUCCCGGUGCCAGCGCCGACAUGGGACACGGGUGGUGUUGGAGGAUGAUGAGGGGGUUGAGCUGUCUGUCCUCCCGCUGCCCCCAAAGCCCGAGGAUCCUUCCCUUUGCAAAGAGCCUGGAGCCGCUCCUGCCCUGUCGGGGCUUCGCUCCAGCCCCGUGUCCGUGUGUGUCCCGACACACCUGGAGCAAACCGUACCUGUGGGUGUAUAUGUGUGUCUGUACAUAGCGACGUGUAUCCUGCGUGUGUGUGUGUGCGGGUGUGCGCGUGGGAAUUAUUUAAAUCUAAGACUUGUACAAAAACGAUUUGGCUAAAUCUCAGUCUCAGAAGUGAAGCUUAACUACGUGUCUUCUGCCAGCCGUGAAUGUCCAUUUGAGACCUGCUUUUUAUGUCAGUUUAAAUAUAUACUUUGUAAAUAGAAA